AUGCCACACUUUUUGCUGGUAUUUAAACUAAACUGAAACUGAAACUAAAUUACACGUACAUAUUUACCUGUGCGUGUAUGUGUGGAUUUCUGCUACAUACAACAGUUUUAGUGUAUUUUUCCUUUGUAUGCCUGCUCGUUGCAAUCACUCAUCCACUCACCUGCGUUUAGUGCGAGCAUUCUUCCACUUCCGCUGCCUUGCGCUGUCUGUGCUAAGCGCGCUGCCUAUUUUGUGGAUAAUUAAGCGCGUAAUUGUGCGGCACUAAAACUUUUUUUGCUGCUGCUAAAAAGGACGUGAUUUAUACACCGCUGCGAGGAAGUGUUUACACAUACCUACACUCCAACAUAUGUACAUACAUAUGUGCAUGGAAACACAACAAAGAUUUGUAUAGUCGCCCAAUAAAAAUAAAAUCAUUGUUUGCAGUGAAAUUAAAUUGCUCGUGCGUGAGAGUUGGAAAAGUUUAUGAAGUAAAAUAAAAAAAAAAAACGGGAUAUCGUUCAAGUACUUGUUUAUAACUGAAAAGUGCUAAGCAAACAGAUACGACUGUUGUAGACUCUUCUAACACUUACAUAAGUGCUUAAUGUGUCUAGCGGGUUGCUGGCUACUGCGAAGCAAUUAAGGAAAACGAAAACCAAUUAAAACAUAACUAAAUUCCAUAUCACAGGAGUGCAAUUUUUUUGUGUCAACUUCAGCUUUCAUUUCUCGAAGCACGCGUGGACGGGUUUCCAACCCGCCAAAUAAUUGUCGCCAAAAUUUUCACAGACGGAAAUAAGCUUGGUCCUGCUGCUGCGGGAAGAGGUAUGUUUUGCUAUCAGUGCCCGCCAUCGUUGCAUCCAUGUGGACCGCAUCCAUCACGUUUGCCUACGCUGGAUUAUCCGUUUGCUGCUACGCAUCCUUAUGCAAGCUACUCCUACCAUCCUUCCAUACAUGAUGAGACUUUCGUGCGGCGGAAGCAGCGGCGUAAUCGCACCACGUUCACGUUGCAACAGCUGGAAGAGCUGGAGACUGCCUUUGCGCAAACCCAUUAUCCGGAUGUGUUCACACGCGAGGAUCUGGCGAUGAAAAUAAAUCUGACGGAAGCGCGCGUUCAGGUUUGGUUUCAGAAUCGCCGCGCAAAAUGGCGCAAAGCCGAACGCCUUAAGGAUGAGCAACGCAAGCGCGAGAAUGGCGAGAGUAGCGGUUCGCUGGAUAAGCUUCACGACAGUCGCGAAUCAUCGCCUGACAUUACGGGCGAAAUUGACGAUGACGAACCUUCGCUGCGUCGCUCUCACAGCCCUGGUCCCCCAUCGGCCAGUCCGCAUGCCAUGGACUCGGAUAAUGAACGUCCGCUUUCUUCCACGCAACUAACCACUCAAUCGGCUUCACAGUCUCUUGGCUCGAUUAGCGCUGGUUCGCCGUCGCCUAGCGCGCGUGCCACGCCUCAACAAUGUCCCAAUAGCCCGACUUCGAAUUCGCGCCACACCGAUUCACCGAUCGAGGUUGGCGGUCCGAUUUCGUUGACUUCGCGUACAUCGUCCGGCACCACGCCCACAUCGGCGCUGCAUAGCACGCCUACUUCAUUUGGUAGUCAUAUCUUCGGCAAUUUUGGCGUCGAUAGCAAUUGCGGCUUUCGUCCCGUACUCAACGACAGCACUGCCAGCGUGGUCGCUUCUGGUGCGGGCACACAACGCACCACUGCACAUCCACCACUCUUUCUGCCACCACAUUUGGCCUCGCUCAGCUCACAGUUUACGCAUCAGCCACUCUUUCCCGGGCUAAAAGGUGUCUCUCCAUUUCCGGGUCUCUGCUCGUGCUGCUCCCUCAAACCACCACCGCCACCACCCAGCGCCUCUUCGGUGGCCGCCGCCGCUGCAGCCGCCGCAGCUGCUGCUGCCGCCUCAUCCUCCUGCUCCUCCUCCUCCUCCGUCGCCGUCAGCGCCGCCAACGUGCCCAUAACAUCUGCCGCUCCCUCCGCCAGCAGUUCGCCUGAUUCGCCACCGAACUCUAUCUCUUCGAUUGGUGGUAGUCAAUCAGCAACGCAUAACAAUCACGAUGCACGCUCCAGCUCGGUAGCCGAACUGCGUCGCAAGGCGCAAGAACAUUCAGCCGCAUUGCUGCAAUCGUUGCAUGCCGCCGCUGCAGCUGGACUCGCCUUUCCUGGGCUCCAUUUGCCGCCGCUCUCAUUUCAUCAUCAUUCCGCUGCCGCGUUGAGUAACGCCCACGCUGCUGCUGCAGCAGCUGCCGCCAACAAUAACAACAAUCACAAUAAUAAUAACAACAACAAUGGCGUGCGUCUGAAAAGUGAAUUGGCACAGGAUAUGACCGCAAGCACCAUAAAUGGCCUAGCAGCUGUGGCAGCGGCAAGUAAUCAUCACCACAGCAUCGCCAGUUUGACGCUGCUCGAUGCGCAGAGCGCUGCAUAUCAUCAUCAUCAGCAGCAGCAACAGCAGCAGCAACAGCAACAACAACAGCAGCAUCAGCAACAUCAAAUGUCACAAGCUGUGUUGCAUCUACAGCAGCAGCAACAACAACAACAACAGCAGCAGCAACAACAAAAUCAACUAUCGCCACCCAUAACGCCGACGCAUACGCCCACCAACCAUCGCCAAGAUACGCCGCCAAAGUGUGCGAAUGGUGGAGGUGCAGCAACAAUUGCUAGUAGCAUCAUCACGAAGAGCGAAUAAUAAAGAGAGGAGGAGACAUGAGCGUGAAGAGAGUGACUCAAAGAUGAUGAGCCAAGAAUAGAGUAGAUACAUUUGGAAUAAUUUGUAAAAUAUCUGAGCUGAUCUGCGUGCUAUGCCAAUGCAUAAGGUUUGAUUUGUUUUAAUUAAGGUAAUUAGUACAGUAGCCUCCGGCUAAUUGGGCAUGAUGAAUUGUACAGUUUGGUUAAAGCUUAACGAGGAACCCAAUUUACAGGAUUCCGUCAAAAGGAAGUCCAAUUUUUUGAAUGAGUUAUUGGUUGACAAAGAGGCAAAAUCAUGCAAGCGGGAGUCAACUAGCAGAGGCAUACUGUACUAAAUACUUAUAAAUACAUUAGUAGUGUAAAAAGUAGUUCAGUUUUACAUUAGAAAUAGAAAGAAUGUUAAGGAAGUAGUAUUUAAAAGUAAGUAAAUAUUAAGCACCUAAGCAAAAAAAUUAAAAAUUAGAAUUAAUUUCACCGCAAUUUAUUUAAACGCUUUUUCAAUAGUAAAAAAUUUAAUUUUUCGCCGAUUAUUCCUGCUUUCUGCCUGCACCCUGAUGAACCGCUGCACCAGCAUUGUACAAAUUUAAUUUAUCUCGCAUCGACGCAGAGCAAAUAGCAUCCUCACCAAGUUGAAACUCGUUGUACAUGUGGUUAGGACUGGGCACUCUAGGCGAUAGUUAGAUAAGAUCAAUCACUUCCUAUCAUCUGGGCGUAAAAAAUGUUGGCUUAGUACCCACAAUCAAUAUAAAUACUUAGCCAUCUUGACAGAAUACACUCCCAUAGCCGGUAUCCUCUCGCGUAGCAUUAGCUGCUGCCCCAGAU
Molecule: messenger RNA, 3484 nt
Organism: Rhagoletis pomonella (apple maggot)
Lineage: Eukaryota; Metazoa; Arthropoda; Insecta; Diptera; Tephritidae
Product: homeobox protein unc-4 homolog
Exons: 8
Coding region: 801-2663 (620 amino acids)
Biological process (GO): regulation of transcription by RNA polymerase II
Molecular function (GO): DNA-binding transcription factor activity, RNA polymerase II-specific; RNA polymerase II transcription regulatory region sequence-specific DNA binding
Source: RefSeq, a predicted model, not a curated record